AUGGAUGAAGCUACCGCAACCCAGACCUGGACCAGUCUGCAGACUGAGAUCGAGAGUACGCCUGGUCUAGCAGCCGCAUCUAAGGAAGAACGGCUCCAGUUCUUUCUACUUCAUCGCCAGAAGGCGUGUGCGGCUGCCACACGCUUCACGCAAUUGUAUAACGCCCAAUCUUCACUCUACAAGGCACCGAAGGACGUCGUCAGACUCAUUCUGGAGAUAUACGUCGAUUGCCACAAGGUCGCCGGACGCAUCACACCAGCUCUGGAGCUCAGUCACAUCUGCAAGCGCUUUCAUGAGAUAUGUACCGCAGAUGUCGCUUCGUUCUGGGCGGAUGUACCGGUGCCUAACGGGAAUGCCGAGCUCACUGCGUUGUUCAUCAAACGUUCUCUGAAGCUUGAUUCCCCCUACACGACAAACACCCUCACCCUACACUUCACAGUGCCUGCUGCUUUCUCAUGGUCGCCAUCGGAGGGUGGAUAUAUCCUGACCCAUCAAGCCGCCAUCGCCAACGUGUUGCCACACCUGUAUCGGGUAUCCGCGUUCACGUUCCAUACCACGCGCGGUAUGCCUCUCAGGCUUCCGGAGGCCCUACAGGCCCAGCUUUGGCCCUUGUUACGCGCGUCUCCGGGAGGUCUCCCACGCCUGACGCACUUUACCGCGGUUGCAGACGACUUUCUCGAUGAUAUAGGUCAGCUACCUGAGCUGGACCUAUCUAAACUUGAGUCGCUCAAUCUCAGCCGCUGCACUCUCCACGCCACGACUCUACCGCGAGGCACGUUGAAGGUCUUGCGCCUCGAGAAUUGCAUCGUUCGCCAAUGGGCCGACAUCACAGAUGCAUUGCAGACGCUAGACGCAAUGCCUUUGCUACAAGAGCUCAAGUUGCUGGUCGGUACCAAAUUCGACAUCAGCCGAUUAGACUUGGCGCGGCUGUCGGAGUUGCGCCAGGUGCGUCAGGCUGCCAAAGCCUCGGCCCUGAAGAAAGUCGACAUGUCGUUGGGCACCCCCCUUACAACGCUUUCUCUCCUGUCCGCUCUCAAUAUCCAAUGCGACAUACUCCGCAUAGGCAUCCAGGUCAAGACAACGCUUCUCGAAGAGCACCGCGCGGAAUGGCCAGAGCUCUGGCCAUUCUUCACAGAGAGCAUUGCGCACUCCAUGCGUGCCGCUGUGGUACUCGACCGUGCUGACUUAUUGGAGGACAGUGGGGACAGCUAUGUGUCACCACGUAUCGGUGUGGCCAGAUUCUGGAACGAGGAUGGUGAAGAGCUCUGCAUCGCCAUUCCUCAAUUCAUGAGCCGCAGCGGAAUAAAUCACCAAAGAGGUUCUCCACUCGCAGACCUUGUACGGGACAGCGCGGUGUUACGUGUGCGCCAAAUCCGUUCUGAUCCCAUGACCUUCGCCACUCUUGCAGAUGGAGGAGACAGAGUGGCCAUCAUGUUCAACCCCUUCCCAGACGUCGUUCAGGUCACUAUUGAGGGGUUGUACGUGUCUAGAGGCGAGGGCACGUUCAGAUACGGUACCUCCAGCUUCUUGACGGAGAGCUUCAUAGGGACCGGCUGGUUCCACGUGCUACUGGCCCUACCACAGCUCCAAUGCAUCAUCCUCAAAGACCUCGACUUCCUCCUUCUCCCAUCCCAGUCACCAGACGCCGUCAAUCCUAACAAUGAGCCCGACGUGCCGCUCUUGGCCACCUUCUGGGAGGCCAUGGUUCAGAGCACCAUUGAGAGGGGGAUCAUCAUCAAGAUCUUGCACUGCGUCAUAGAGAGGGGAGCUGUACAGCUGGCUAGGGACAGUCUCAUGGAUAAAGGAGAGGUAAUUUGGGAUGAAGAUACAGGAUUAGUAGACGCCGACGAUGCCGAUGACGGCAACGAUUGGGAAAGUGAUGAUUACUGA
Messenger RNA from Peniophora sp. CBMAI 1063, 1890 nucleotides. The record is from the annotation of a GenBank genome assembly. NCBI's taxonomy places the organism in Eukaryota, Fungi, Basidiomycota, Agaricomycetes, Russulales, Peniophoraceae.